Messenger RNA from Sander lucioperca (pikeperch), 817 nucleotides. It is a transcript of the gene lyset, whose product is annotated as transmembrane protein 251. NCBI's taxonomy places the organism in Eukaryota, Metazoa, Chordata, Actinopteri, Perciformes, Percidae. The coding region runs from base 177 to 560 and encodes 127 amino acids. The transcript has 2 exons. The record is from RefSeq and is a predicted model, not a curated record.
GUGACGUCAUCCCGGUGUCAGGUGAUCAAACAGGAAGAGAGAGAGACGACGAGACUCCCCGGAGCUCUCGGGGACCCCGGAACCACAGUGUGUUAAAACCAUAGACAGUAUAUGGUUAAACCGAGCCUCCAGCAGAGUUGUAGUUUAAAAGAUUCAGCGCGAAGGAAGUAUGGAGGAUGAUGAACUUCCGCCAGCGGCUGGGUUGGCUCUCCGUGGCGUUCUUCCUGCUGCUGAGCGUGGGGGGGGCGUACUACGUGUUUGAGGUUCGCAGCGUGAGUUUGGAGCACGUGCAGAGAGGCGUGUCUGGCCCGUCGGCCCCGCCCCCCCCCAGCUGGGCCCAGAGCCUCGCCGCCCGCCUGCCGCCACUUCCUGUGUGGAUGUGGGCGUCGGUCUUCCUGCUGCCGUACCUGCAGCUCUUCCUCUUCCUGUUCUCGUGCACGCGCGCCGAUCCGCGCGCCAUCGGCUACUGUGUACUUCCUGUCUGCCUCGCGCUGCUCUGCAGCCGCUGCGCCGCCCGCAAACCAGCCAAUCACAGAGCCCCGUCGCUCAUCCACACCUAGAGGACAGCCAAUCACAGAGCCCCGUCUCUCAUCCAAUCACAGAGCCCGGUUCCCUCGGACAACAGACUGUUUGUUUGUGAGAUUAUGUGAUUCUCCCGCGCUGUGAUUGGCUGCAGGAUGGGUUUGUGUCGUCAUUUUCCUGAAUCCCAAAACUAUGUUGUAUUUAAGACGAGUCACAUGACACAUGCUGGUAACCAUGACAACUUUAUUCUGAUGACAAUAAAAUGAAAAAAACUAAUAAAAUGUGACGUUUUAUA